This is a messenger RNA of Toxorhynchites rutilus septentrionalis, 1201 nucleotides long. RefSeq names its product nucleic acid dioxygenase ALKBH1 (gene AlkB). Gene Ontology annotation, molecular function: ferrous iron binding; oxidative RNA demethylase activity; broad specificity oxidative DNA demethylase activity. The record is from RefSeq and is a predicted model, not a curated record. The transcript has 3 exons. Gene Ontology annotation, biological process: oxidative RNA demethylation. Bases 116 to 1159 code for a protein of 347 amino acids. Gene Ontology annotation, cellular component: nucleus; cytoplasm. Lineage: Eukaryota; Metazoa; Arthropoda; Insecta; Diptera; Culicidae.
CUACAGUGGAAAGAAAGCAAACAAGCGUGGUUUGUGAUUUGAAGUUUAAUAUAAGGCAAAUUGUAUACGUUUCGCUUAGCAGUAAUAUUCUACGAUUUAUUGUGUGCACAUUCAAAUGUUCCAAGACUCUUUCAAAUAUUACAAAGCUAAAAAUCAGCCGCCUGAUUUAAAAAAUGUCAUUGACAUCGACAGAGUAGAUGAAGACGGACUAGAUUGCAGAUUGAAGUCUUUCCCAGUAUCCUUCGCGUUGACCGCCAACUAUCCUGGUUUAAUUUCACCCAAGCUGUGGCGUGUUUUCGAGCUAGUCGAUCGGCCUGGGCUCAUUAUCGUCAACAAUCCCUUCACGAAGCAUGCCCAGCGCUACUGGAUGACUCGGUCUCUGUGCGACUACCCAAAACACCCCAACCAUACAAACCUCUUGGAGAGUGUGAAAGAGAAAUAUUCUUACUUUGAUUCAAAUGAAUCGAGCGAGGGAUUUGACUGGUGGUCCAUUGGACAAACCAUUGAAGAACCCCAGGAGAAGCGAAAAUUCCUCAAAUUACUCCGAUGGACUACGCUUGGUUAUCAUUAUGACUGGACAAAUAAGGUAUACGACGAAGCGCAACGGAACGAGUUUUCACCGGAUCUCGCCAGUUUGUGUCGCUACUUUGCAGAGGUCCUCGGUUUCCGACAGUUCCGCCCUGAAGCGGCGAUAGUGAACUACUAUCCUGUUGGAAGUACACUCGCUGGGCAUACGGAUCACUCGGAGAAGAACUUGGAGGCGCCACUAUUUUCGUUCAGCUUCGGCCAGCCGGCCAUAUUCCUGAUUGGCGGACCCAGCAAGGCAGAACGACCCGAUGCGCUGUUGCUGCGGAGCGGCGACGUCGUCGUUAUGACCCACGCCAGCCGGCUAUGCUACCAUGCGGUGCCGAGAGUUUUUCCCUGUACUCAGUCCGCACAGCAGCGAUGGUCGCCCGGAAGCGACGGGACCGCCGGGGAAGAGCACCCGGAAGGGCAAAGUACCACCAUCUGCUGCACUCCCAUCUCGACCACGGUUUGGAACGAUUGUCGGGAAACGGGUUCGCCACACCACUGGAGUGCCUUCGCUGAUUACAUUAGUAAUAGUCGAAUCAACAUCAAUAUUAGACAAGUUUUAAAUGAGGGAGAAAAUCAUUUGUAAAUGAGACCGACGACGGGUGGGGAAGGAUCCCUUCCGGAUUGA